AUGUUCAGACCAGUAUCUCGGAGAACUCAUCGUAGGCGUGUCGAGAGGGAGUUUAGAAAUCGCAUACAUGCUAUUGCCGAGAUAUUGAGGACGAAAUACCCGCCCAAGUCGUCAUCAUCAUCAUCGGCGACAGGUUCAUCCACCUCCACUCAGUCAAUAGACGCCCCAACGUCUUCGGGUAAGCUUCAAGGUAUCGUAUGCGACUUGUGUAGGUCAUAACCCUUUAUUCAACACACCUCGGCGGACCGGACGCCCAGGGCCUCAACACCAUCGCCGGCGAGGGUGGGCCAAUAUGAGGCAGGGCAUGCGGUGGAUGAUGCAUGCCAUAGCAAUGCUGAUUGUCCAGGUCUUGGAGUUGCGUCAACAGCACGCAGCGAUGAUGGAUCUGCUCCAAGGCCGCAGGGGCAUGUCCAGCAGCCCAUGUGAGUCCUCCGGAUUCAAUUUGAGGCCAGUAGCCACUCCUGACCAGUUGGACGCCCUCGCCAAUGCUCUGGACGACGAUACUUAUCGCCACCAGCUGGUAUGUUAUGUAACGAUGGCGAUAUUUCUUUGCUAGGUGACGUACCUCUGCUCUCUUGGCGGGGACACUGUUGUGUCCUUCAUUGACAGAGUAUUCGGAGCGCUGUUUUCCGAAGAAAUUACCUCCUUCGUCACCUUCUACGGGCGACAAGGGGGAAAGAGGCCGUUCUUCGGAACGCCUCUGUACAAUUUGGUUCUAGGUAAGACCUGUUAUGCAUGUAUGCUGAUGGAUUUUUAUUACAGAGGUCUUCGACCACUGGAACUGGGGACAGCGCUCCGACCGUCACUUAUUAGAGCGGGCCCUGAAAAACGCCUUUAAACGGGCAUAUGAUAGGUUACUAAAAAGAAAUAAUAAGUCGAAUACAAACAGUGAGUCUGUUCUUAACAUGACCUCUUAAGUUCGCGUAGAACAAAUGCAUUUUAUUUAAUAUAGUUGAAACAUAAUUUUUAAAUACCUUAUUUCAUCUUACUCCUAUACAUGUUUCCUUUGCAGAUUCACAAAAUACCAAUGGCGAAGCGGGCCCGUCAACGCAGCCAUAA
Messenger RNA from Spirometra erinaceieuropaei, 1059 nucleotides. NCBI's taxonomy places the organism in Eukaryota, Metazoa, Platyhelminthes, Cestoda, Diphyllobothriidea, Diphyllobothriidae. The record is from the annotation of a GenBank genome assembly.